AUGUACGGCUGUCCAAGAUUCUGGCAUAAUAACCAAUAUUUCCCCGGCCUUCUUAAAUUUUUGGUGAUUAUCUCCAGCCUUCUAUCUUUUACAACAGCCCUAACGAAUAUUUCGAUUCUGUUCGCUCUUCCUGAGGUAACAUCUGUUCACCCGCCAUCGAAACCUCUACUUCGCUCUCUGACUAUGACUGACUUCGGGUCUAGCCUUAUCGCACAGCCAUUAGCAAUAACUAUGAUCUUGUCUUCCUUAAAAGGAACUGGAAUCUCUGUGAUGUUACAAUUCUCAGCCUUUAUUGCAUCUACAAUUUUCUCCGGUGUAUCUCUGUCGCAAUUGACCACCAUUAGUUUGGACAGACUCCUGGCUCUUUUGUUGGGGAUAAGGUACAGACAUGUGGUAACUUUCAGGCGAGUUCGUGCGGUCGUCUUUUUUCAUCAUGGUUAA
This is a messenger RNA of Pocillopora meandrina, 441 nucleotides long. Lineage: Eukaryota; Metazoa; Cnidaria; Anthozoa; Scleractinia; Pocilloporidae. The record is from the annotation of a GenBank genome assembly.